This is a messenger RNA of Brassica oleracea var. oleracea, 1092 nucleotides long. RefSeq lists its product as uncharacterized. The transcript has a single exon. Bases 1 to 1092 code for a protein of 363 amino acids. The record is from RefSeq and is a predicted model, not a curated record. NCBI's taxonomy places the organism in Eukaryota, Viridiplantae, Streptophyta, Magnoliopsida, Brassicales, Brassicaceae.
AUGUCCAACGCAAAAGAAGCAAUGGACACAGGGAUGGGAAGAGGAGCUACAACCGGCAAGGCUCCUGCUGCUACCGAGGAGUUGCGCCGUUCUUCAAGGCCUAACGCGCUUCGAUGUUAUGACUGUGGGGAGACGGGACAUCGCCAAAUAGCGUACCCCAACAAGACACGUCGUGGCCUCCUCGCCGAAGACACUAAAUGGGACGAUGACCAUGAGGAAGAUACUGAGGAUUUGAUUGAGGAAAUUGUCGAUGAUCGGAACGCAGGAGACACAGGGACACUCCUUAUGAUCAGACGUGUGUGUCUUGCUCCAAUGCGCCAAGAUGAUCAGCCAUGGUUGCGCAACAACAUCUUCGCCUCAACAUGUACGAUUAAUGGCAGAGUAUGCAGUUUUGCCAUUGAUUCGGGCAGCUGCAGAAAUGUUAUCUCCGAAGAUGCAGUGAACAAACUGGGCCCGCGCAGGUCAAACCACCCAGCACCGUACAAACUUGUCUGGCUCAAAGAGGGUAAAUCUAUUCGUGUGAGCCAUCGUGUCUUGGUUUCUCUCUCCAUUGGAGCUUACUACCACGACAAGGUCUACUGUGAUGUCGUUCCUAUGGACGUAAGUCAUGUGAUGUUGGGCAGACCUUGGCAAUACGAUCGUGAAGUCUUGCAUAACGGUCGCAGUAAUGAAUAUUCGUUCUUCUUUGAGAAUCGCCGCAUUGUACUGCUACCGUCUAAGAACUCUGAACCGACACCAGCGCCGCCUGAGACGAAGCCUCCACCUCACUUACUUGAGGGUACAGGUUAUAGUAACACAGUACUGCUAUGUUCUUACUCAACGUUCUCACAUGAACUUCGUGAUGGGGAACUCGUAUACGCGCUAGUCGCAAUGCCAAGCGCGAACCCGAGUACUGUUACGAUCGAACCAGCAAUAGCGUCUCUGCUUUCUGAGUUCGAUGAUGUGUUUCCGCAAGAGCUUCCAUUGGGACUGCCACCGUUAAGGGAGAUGCAGCACCACAUUGAUUUGGUGUCAGGCGCUUCCUUGCCUAAUCGCCCGCACUAUAGACUGAGCCCCCGAGAGCACGAGGAGCUCCGCAAGCAGGUAGAGUAA